AUGGCUUUUCUGUGCCCAGUGAGAAUCCGUCGGAACAAGAAAAAGAAAGGGGCAGGCGGGUAUGUCUCAGAGGGGGAGGAGAAGGUGGUGCGCGCACCAGGACUCGGUCGCAUCACUGGCUCUGCUUCCAUAGAGACGCUGGUGCGAGUUGGCUUGGAGAAGGAGGCGGGACUCUCACCGGACAGUAAGAUGGUCGUCCUCCAUGAUUUUACCCCCUGUGUUGACGAUGAACUGGAAGUGAAGAGAGGGAGUGUAGUGAAUGUCCUUUAUCAAGAAAAUGAUUGGGUAUAUGUUAUAGCAGAGCAUGGGCAGCAAGAAGGCUUUAUACCUCAUUCAUAUUGUGCGCCGUAUGGCUCCCAACUUGGGGAGCUGACCAUGAAUCAUAAGAAAAAAAUGCCACGUGACCACAGUUCUAUAGAAGGUGGUGGGGGAGGGGUAGAUACAGACCAUAAUACAACUAUAGGUACUAUAAACUCAGGGGGAACAGAUAAUCCAGGAUUAGUUGGUUCAGAUAAUGAGAGUUACGGUGGAAAGUUGAUUGGCGGACCACCAAACAGAGCGUCAGAUUCCUCAAUUCAGAGCGGGUCGGCUACUCCAGAUAUUCAUCCUUUCUUUAAGAGUGCUACUUUGAUGCGGGAUAUUCACCCAUUCCUUAAGGACCCUGCAGGCAGAUACAUAGUCCUGUACACCUUCAUCGCACGUGACGAAAAUGACGUGAGUGUCGAGAGAGGAGAAUUUGUGACAGUUCUCAAUCGUGAAGAUCCUGAUUGGUAUUGGGUCUUGAGAUCAGAUGGCCAGGAAGGAUUCGUACCCUCAGGGUUUGUGUACCCGGCAGAUGUUAUACAAGACCACCUGGAGCAGGGUGGGGGUACUACGGGUGGCGGAGGUGGCGGUGUGAUGGGGGGCACAUUACACGCUGGGCUUGGAACGGUAGGAGGGCACCAGGUGGGCUAUGGGGCUUCGCAACAUCACAUUAACCCCGGGAACAGCGACGACCUCCGCUUCCACGGAUCGGAGCUGGUUAUGCUGUAUGACUAUAAGGCUCAAGCCCCAGAUGAUCUCUCAGUGAGACGAGGGGAUUGGAUAUAUGCCGACCUCACCAAUCAGACAGUGGAUGGUUGGUUAUGGGCAUAUGCGCCGAAGACUCGCAAAUACGGCUUCAUACCCAAAGCAUAUGCACGACCUCCAGCCAUGACCUCCUUAUAGGAUUGCAGCAAGUAUAAUUUUCGUUUUGUGCAACUCAGUGUGCAUGUGUGUCUCUCUCUCUUUCCACUGGGUAAGGCCAGAACUUGGACAUUACUAAGGGUACCCAGUGUACUAAAGGAACUAAGAUUCCUUUUGUGCAUGUGUGUCAUGUCAGUGUUACUGUCUCAGUGAUUUCUGUACUAAAGAAUGUGUUGGUCCAUGUUUGUGAAGUCAUACUAUAUGUAACUGAGAUUGCUGUUGAUUUAGAUGGGAUGUAGAGUUAUAGAUGUGAAGGCUUUCAGUUGUAUGAGUGUAUUUUUCAUCCGUGUUUAUUAUAUAUUUUUUUUAAUGUGUGUAUGCUUUUACAUAUGUUUUCUUGUCAGGUGUGUGCAUGUGUUUGCAUGUGUGUAUGCAUGGAGAUUUGUAUGUUUUUGCUGUAUUCAUUAUAUAUAUACUUUUUUCAUAUGUUUGCCUUUUCUUGUCCUCUAUAUCCACUUUUUGGUUUGGAAUUAUAGUGCUUUAGUGUACUAUUUUGUGGAUGGAAAGUAUUGUUUGUCUGUAAGGUGUUAGAGUACAGAGAUCUAUUUGUUAUGUAAGGCUGUAUAGAAAUUUGUUAUUUUUGAAGUAAGCUUUACUGGUACUGAAAGAAUUUUUACCUGUUUUGGAAAAAAGUUUUUGUUUUGAUAGUUUUUAUGGAUAGAGACAUUUAUUUUUAUUUUCUAUUUUUGGCCUUAUAAGGGCAGGUGCCAAAUGAUUGUUUUUUAUUGUGUUGCUGACCAACAAACUGGAUUGUUACUCUUAAGCUUUAUACAUAAAGAAGAAAGAAUCCUCAGAAACCUCAAGAAGGUAGUGAUGGGGACAGUGUCACUCAGAUUCUCUUCAGAAGAUUAGAUUUCUGUAACUAAAUGGACUGCAAAGUCAAGUGGAACAGUUUUCUUUUGUAUUUGCCAGAGCUCCUCAACCUCCUCUCCUCACCAUCAUUGAUGUCAUCAUCUUUGGCUGAUGUCUUCAUCAAGAAAGACAGACAGACUUUCCUGACAUGCCUGUCUUCCAAAAAACUAGCAACAUUACCUUUAGGCAUUAAUCAUUAUGGCAUUAAGCUGUAGAAAAUAUGGGCAGAUGUAUUUUAUCUCCCAAGAGAUUUUUGUUACAUUCAUGCUAGGUUGAUAUACAUUCUGUGGAAUUCACCAUUACUUCAUGUUUUCCUAUGAGUGCACUAAGGGUCUCCACUACUACUACUGUAGGCCUGGCCCAUAUGAACACUCAUGUACAGUAUCAAGAUUCCUUGCCUCCUCUUUGCAGUUGUACUAUGUUUUGGCUGUAUGAGCAUUUAUGCUGUUUUACCAUUUUCCAAGGUCUACAUUUGUCAUUUGUUAUGCUGUAUCAAGGUGGUAAUAGACUGUUUUCCUUAAGCAGACUCCAUAAGUAACACAGUGUUAUUUGCAUCAUCUUUCUAUAUUUUUGUAUUAUUCAGUUUUCUUUACCCAUAGUAACAUACCCUUAGUCAUAUUUUUCAUGAAGGCAUGUUCCUGUCACCUGGGCCCUCAGUCCGAUUUUUUUCAUGACAUGACAGUCAUGUCACUGGAUCCAGUUGGUUGAUUGUGCUGUCAUGGGGGGUAGGAAUGGGAUCCUGAGCAUGGAAACAGUGUCCUCCCUGGAGCCAGCAUUCAUGAUGCAAGUGCAAAUCAUCCUCCAAGAUCAUUGUGCAUUCAUGAUCAUUGACCUUUCCCAGCACCUAGCCCCUUAGCCAUAUUUUUCACAAAGGCAUGUUCCUGUCACCUAGGCCCUCAGCCAGAUUUUUUUCAGGACAUGACAGUCAUGUCACUGGAUCCAGUUGGUUGAUUUGUAUAAGGAAGAAAAUGUUAGCAGGUGUUCUCAGACUAUAUACUUCUUUUAAAAUAUGUAAUUAAAUAGAUAGAGUCUGUCUUGAAAUUAUGAACUUAGCUUUGUGACUUCUGGUUGGGAGCAGUCUAAUAAUCCUUUGUCUAUUAUGUCUGUAACUCACUGGAUCCAGGUGCCUCACAGCUCACACAUGAAAAAAACUCCAGGCAUUAGGCUUACAUGAGUGGCAUCUCUCCCAGGUGUGUGGCUUGUAGGCCCAGCCUACACAGACACUCAUGUGUGGUAUCAAGAUUCCUUGCCCCCUCUUUGCAAUGCUAUUAUGCAUAAUAGUUUUUCGCUACUUUGCCAUUUUCUGAGGUUUAUAUUUGUCAUUUGUUAAGCAGUAUCAAGAUAACAAUAGACUUUUUCUUGUAAUUUUUUUAUAAUUUUGUACUAUUAAGUAACUAAAUGCCCACUGACUCAAAUUUUCCUCCUUUGUGCACUCAUCGCAAGAUUGGCCCUUUGCCAAUUUUUUUCUUGAUGUGAAGGUCACCUCCAAUGGAGAGAUUCCAAAUGGGAGAGAGAACUGGCUAGCUGAGUAUUAGAUGGAAUUAUAUGCACUGUAGACUAUCCACUUAUGCAUUGAAGGAGCCUUGACAAAUAGUAAUUUAUGCUGUUUUAAGAGUAAUAACAAGAUUUCUUUGUCACUUGAAAUAUUCGUGAAAUGCUUUUCAGGAGCAGCAGCAAAUGCUAUAAGAAUUUUUGUUUGAACACAAAUUUUGGUUGCCAUAUUUUGUUUUGCUUAUUUCAACAAGAUAUUGCAUAUAUUUUCUUUAAAAUGUCUGUUUGUGUAAUGUGCUUUUUGUCUUGAGCAUUUUCAAAGUGCCUUAAAUACCAAUGAUAUUAUCAGUUGACUUGUAAUAUGUAGAUUUCAGUGGUAUUCAUUUUAUAGAUGCUAUUGGAGGCAUUGUUGACAGUGGUUUUUAAUUUGAAUGUUUUUUUAUAUGGCAGUUAUUGUUAAGUAAGCCAGAAUUACAAGGCUUGCUAUAAAUGAAAUGUGUGUAUAUAUGUAUGUUCUGUAGAAACAGAGGAGGUAAUAUGUAUUUUUCUGCAUUCUUAUGAUUAAGAUUCCAUAUAUUUUUGUGUAUUUCAUGAUAAAAGUGCUGCAAUUGUAAAUACUGCUAUAUAGUAGACUUCUUGUAAACCCGCAUUUUUUUCUUUAUAUUUCAGUUUUAAAGAUUUACACAUUCAAUGGAUCACUUGAUAUGGAACUGUCCUGAUGCAUAAUGUAGAGAUUUAGCCAAGAAGCUGAAAGCUGAGAUGAGUGUUGUUAUCACACGCAAAUUUUAUUCAGUAAAUUUAGAGUCAUUAUACUGAAGAAAGACUGUUAGAGAGUGCAUUCUUUGCUAUAUAUGUACAUUUCUUGUCUUUUUUUUGUGUAUGAAUUAGUAUUCAUUUUUUACUUUACCACAAGUUACAUGAUCAAAGGUAUGUUAUAUUCCAAAGUUAUUAGUUCUUGGCUUAUUUGAGUAGGCUGAACUUGGGUUAAAAAUGGAUAUCAUUUUCCAUGAUUUUAACUUGGUUGUUUCAGUUGGCAUGAUGAGCAAGAAAUAGGUGCAUGGGAUGGGGCUGAAAGGCUUGGAUUUGAGUGCCAGAGAUUGUGGCAUUAUAACCCUCUUUCACUCACUUUUUUUUAAGACUUCCCACUAAUAAGAUACAUAGAAAAUGUUAUUACAGCCAGUAUCUGCAAAUGAAAUAUUUUAUAAGGCAGAAUACAUUUAAUAGGAGGAGAGUUACAUCAGUAUCAGCAUAAAACAAAAACAAAACAUCAAGUUAUUCAUGUAAUAUUGCAGAAUGUACUCCUGUAAAGAGCUGAGAGAAAGAGGGCAGUUCUUUACCUACAUACCUCAAUUUUUUUCUGGAAAAGAAUGUAUUACAGAAGCUUUAUGCAUUUAUUAGAGUGCAUGUGUACACAACAGCUAAAGACCUAAUGUGGGAGGUAAGGGGACAGGAUUAAUGCUAUAGUGUAAUAUGAUACCAUUUGAGGCUUUAGUUGGCCAGAGUUUUUUUUAUGUAGAUUGGAAGCCUAGAAAUUAGCAGAAUGAUCAAAUGAGGCUGAGGGGAGGAAUUGGACAUUGGGGCUACUCCCAUAUAGAUGGAAUGUCAUAGAUUUCAGGACCAUCAUUUUAGGGACAGGUGGGAAUAUGAGAAGAAAUUGGGGGACUUCAUCUUAUGUGGAUUCUGGAGUAGUUUUUCACAUAAACUCUUGAUUUAUUAUAAAGGUUUUUAGAAGUCAUCAUGAUGUUUUCCUUUUUUCCUUCUUUUCCCCUUCAUAUCUUCUUCUUUUUUAUUCAUUUCCCUUUAUUUUUUUCUUCUUCCUGUUCCUUUUUCUUAAAAUUUUGACAGUGCUGUCAGACUAUAUACAUUUAAAAAGGGUUUUUGGUUUUAUUGAGGUAAAACUAUAUCAGGGUCCACAUUAUAUUCUUUCUUUAUUAUAGCACGAGUUUUAAAAGUAAUAUUGCUUUAAUUUUGCACAAUGUCCAAAAAUAAGUAUUCUCACGUAACUGGAGAGGUGUCUUGUAUUAUAGGUUUAAUGUCACUUCCUUGUUGCCAAAGCAGUUUAUAUUCUGUAUUCUGACUUUCCUGCUCUUGUAGUUAAAUAUAUUGAUUAUCUUUUAUAUUUUUCCAAUAACUUUAUAUUUAACAGUCAUUCUUUGUGGAAAAAAUCUCCCUUGUGUUAUAAUCUGUUAAGAUAGCCAUGAGUAAUUGUUUUUUCUUUUUUUUCUUUUUUAAGUGUGAGUGAGUGUGUGUGCAUGUGUGUAUGAGUGCAUAUAUCUACAUGCACAAGCAAAAGUGUGUGUGUGUUUGUUUGCAUAUAUUUUUGUUUGUGUUUUCUUUUCUUUGGUUUACAUGCUUGUAUGCACAUUACUCCAGAUUAUUUGAUAUAAUCUAUAACAUUACUGGAAUUCGUGAAAAAGAACAUUCUGUGUUUCAAAUUCUGUUCUUUAUUGUUAACAUGUGACUCAUAACUUGGUCUCUAUUUUCCUAUGUGGAUGUAACAUAGAAACGUGUAUCAUUGUGAUGGAUGAUAAGAUAGUUGUUUUUUUAUUUAUGUUUUAAGGUGGCUCAUGUUUCAUACUUUUUUGUUCUUACAGUAUUUAUUAAGUUUGUUGUGAAUGUUUUCAAUAUUUAUUUUACCUUUAAUUUAAUAGUUUGUUUCAUGACUACUGACAAUGUUUUUUUGUAAUUCAUCACAGUAUCAUUGCUCAUAUAAUAAUUUCCACUUUGUAUAUACUUUUUAUCAUUGAAAUACAUUACUACUAUA
Molecule: messenger RNA, 6331 nt
Organism: Penaeus indicus
Lineage: Eukaryota; Metazoa; Arthropoda; Malacostraca; Decapoda; Penaeidae
Gene: Dlish
Product: SH3 domain-containing protein Dlish-like
Exons: 9
Coding region: 1-1206 (401 amino acids)
Molecular function (GO): protein binding
Source: RefSeq, a predicted model, not a curated record